CCCUAACUCGGCAUUGGAACUCAUUCCGAGAUGGAAGACAUCGAGGACAUAGUCGCCGCCGCCGGAGAGCCACCCGGUCUCCGGCUUCCGGUGGUGGCCGGCGUAGGCCUGAAGCCGAGGAGGAAAACCAUGGCCCGUCGGAUCGGGGAUGGCCUAAAUUCCUCCCCUUCUUCCCAAAUCCCUGGCACUCAGAUUAUAUAUAUGAAGACAUUUGGAUGUUCUCAUAACCAGAGUGACAGUGAAUAUAUGGCUGGCCAACUCUCGGCAUUUGGAUACGCAGUGAGUGAUAAUCCUGACGAGGCUGAUCUUUGGCUGAUAAACACAUGCACAGUUAAGUCUCCAAGCCAAUCUGCCAUGGAUACUCUAAUAUCGAAAUGUAAGAAUGUGAACAAGCCUCUGGUGGUGGCAGGAUGUGUGCCUCAAGGAAGCCGAGAUCUAAAAGAGCUUGAAGGUGUUAGUGUAAUUGGUGUGCAACAAAUAGAUCGUGUGGUUGAAGUAGUAGAAGAGACUUUGAAAGGCCAUGAGGUGCGGCUUUUAAGUCGGAAAACUUUACCAGCACUUGACCUACCUAAGGUUAGAAGGAACAAGUUUAUUGAGAUUCUUCCCAUCAAUGUCGGUUGUUUGGGUGCUUGUACUUAUUGCAAGACAAAGCAUGCUCGGGGCCAUCUUGGAAGCUACACCGUGAAUGGUCUCGUGGAACGAGUAAGGACCGUCAUCACUGAAGGAGUCAAAGAAAUAUGGUUGAGCAGUGAAGAUACUGGCGCCUAUGGACGGGAUAUAGGAGCUAAUCUUCCAAUUCUACUGAAAGCCAUCGUCGCAGAGCUGCCAUCAGACAGAAGCACCAUGCUUCGGAUUGGCAUGACGAAUCCUCCUUUCAUACUAGAGCAUUUGGAGGAAAUAGCUGAAGUUUUACGCCACCCAUGUGUGUAUUCAUUUCUGCAUGUGCCAGUGCAGUCUGGAAGUGAUUCUGUCCUUGGUGCUAUGAACCGGGAAUACACUGUGACUGACUUCAGAACUGUAGUUGAUACAUUAAACAGUCUUGUACCAGGAAUGCAGUUUGCAACUGAUAUAAUAUGUGGAUUCCCAGGUGAAACUGAUGAAGAUUUUAAACAAACUGUUGAUCUCAUUAAGGAGUACCAAUUUCCUCAAGUUCAUAUAUCCCAGUUCUACCCUAGACCAGGAACCCCUGCUGCAAGGAUGAAGAAAGUCCCCAGCACAAUAGUGAAAAGACGGAGUCGUGAAUUAACUUCUGUUUUUGAAUCUUUUUCCCCGUAUCAGGGAAUGGAAGGUCAAAUCGAGAGCAUAUGGAUAACUGAAAUUGCGACCGAUGGAAUCCAUCUGGUAGGUCAUACAAAGGGUUAUAUUCAAGUUCUUGUAAUUGCACCAGAUACCAUGCUUGGUACCUCAACAAAGGUAAAGAUCACAUCUGUUGGAAGGUGGUCUGUCUUCGGGGACGUGCUUGAAUUUCCCAAGCAAACCAACAAAGAUAAUUUCUUAGGAAACCCUACUGUGGAAACACCUUCCUACCCGGAUUCGAUGCGACCAGCUGGUAUGUUCAAGAGAAGCAAGCUUGUGCUCAUGCACGACGCAGACCUGUGGUGGACAAAGUAACAGCAAAAAGCAUGAGGAAGUUCCUACUCAUGUCAUCGUGGGUACCUCCAUUGCCCGGAAAUGGAAGUCCAGAACAUUAGUAAGCUCAUUCCAGUCUAUAUUUCAUAGGAAAAGAAGAUCACAGGUAUCCGAGAAGUCGAGUGGUGCCCAAGCAAUGCAAACUGUAGAAAAGCAGGAAGACGACAUAGACACAGGUAAAUUCACAACAUUCGAUUGGAUUUUGUUGGCCGGAAUUGCUGCAAGCUCUCUGACUAUCAUAACACUACUGGUUUUGCUUUCUUCGAACACGGUUACUAUCUGAUAAAUGAGUGUUGACUCUACCAUUUUUUGUUUUCUUGCAUUGAUCCAGUGUUUAUUGUAUGAAAAUUUGUCAUCCAUUUUUCAAUUGAAGCUGGUUUCUACUGAGAAUUUUUACUGUAAAACAGGCUGGAUUGAUAUGAGUGAAUGAUUAUUGUAUGAU
Dioscorea cayenensis subsp. rotundata (Guinea yam) is the source of this 2071-nucleotide messenger RNA. Its product is annotated as threonylcarbamoyladenosine tRNA methylthiotransferase. NCBI's taxonomy places the organism in Eukaryota, Viridiplantae, Streptophyta, Magnoliopsida, Dioscoreales, Dioscoreaceae. Gene Ontology annotation, cellular component: endoplasmic reticulum. Gene Ontology annotation, molecular function: tRNA (N(6)-L-threonylcarbamoyladenosine(37)-C(2))-methylthiotransferase activity; 4 iron, 4 sulfur cluster binding. The record is from RefSeq and is a predicted model, not a curated record. Bases 31 to 1611 code for a protein of 526 amino acids. Gene Ontology annotation, biological process: tRNA methylthiolation. The transcript has 11 exons.